AUGGAGGCUUCGCCCCUCACCCAGCAAACGAGACCCGAGACCUUUCAGCCCAAGAUCGUGCAGCUUUACGAGACCCUCUUCAAAACCGACGAUGCAGAGCUUUCAGAGGGCUUCUGGAGGGAGUUCUUCCUGCUGUCUCCUAAUAGCAGCCAGCUGCAUGCACUGCUGGACGGUCUGAGUCCCGACGAGACAUUGAGUCUGCAGACGCAAACGAGGCAUCUUUUCUCCCGCGCAACUCGCGAGGCAGCUGCUGGUGUUGCACCGGCUGAUUCUUAUGCAUUGGAUACAUUGUCGGUGUUCUUGACUAGUGUUUUGAGUAAGAAAUACACAAACCCUAGCUCAGACGUCAUCACCGUUCUAGCUGGGCUGGAUGAAGUCGACAAUGUCAUCGCCGAUUUUGUCUCUGUCCUGGAUGCGAUUAUCCGCAAUGGCAGUAGCCUUGAGGUGCGCCGCAAGGCCAUCAGGGUGGCCGUCGCCAUGACCAGCGGGGCAUACAAGACCAGCCUCGUCUCGUAUUUCACCCAUCGCGAUCUCUUCCCAUCGCUGAUGAAGUAUGUCAAUGACUCUGAUACUCCUAUGCAAGUCUUCGACCCUUUUCUUCUGCUGGGGCUCUUGGCAAACUACAACAAGUUUGAAUUCCAAAAUCCCUACCAAUUGCGACUCGACGAUUUCGUCAACGAGUCGAGCAUUCAGAAGGUUGUGAAGGGCGUCGGUCUCACCUGUGGCGGACUGCGCAAUGGAUAUAUCGCCGUGCAGGAUGAUAUUCCCGAGGGCUGGAACUUGACAAGUACUCUCGUCUUCUUCGGCCUGCGGGCCCUUACCCCCGGUGCGCGAGACAAAGCAAACCCUCCUACAGCCGAAGAAGCAAAGGCAAUGUUUGCUGCUCUACCCGCUCAAGAAGCCGCCAUCCUGAUGGCGACCUACGACUUCACCAACUCGAACAAGCUCUUCGGCUACCACAUGGUCCACAUGAUGCCCGAGAACAAGACAGAUGAAUCGCCCUUCUCAAGUCUCCUCUCCUUAACCUCCUACCUCCAGCAGCACGCCUACCGCUCCAUCAGAAGCGCCCACUACGCGGAACUAAGCCUUUUCACUCUCCGCAUCCUAGUCGAAGACCCAACCCUGUGCAAACACGUGUGCAGUGACAGCGGAAAACGCACAGUGCGUCUCUGCCGCCAACGCCAGCCCUACCUGCCCCUCGUCGCCGGCGACCGGGUCCCAGCAACAGUAAUCCUCGACAUAAUGAUCGACACACUCACCCACAAUCUCCGCCGCCGCCUAGAUGUGAACAUCUACAGCCACGCAAUCGCAAUCACCCUUCGCAUCCUAACAUACCUAUCAAUGAACAAAAUCCGCCUCACAUAUCACUGGUCGGAACUCUGGCGCACCCUCCUCUCAACAACCCGCUUCCUAACAACCUACGCCACGGACCUAGCAUCCAAUCCCAAAAUCCGCACCCUAACCACCUCCCUCGCUGACCUUAUGGCCUUCACCGUCUCCGCAGGCGAUACAUUCCUUCCGGACCCAGCAUCCUACGAUGACCUAUUCUACAAGCUCGUCGAAACAGGACCCGUCAUCUCCAAGUUCCGCGACGUUUACUUCCCCAAGGGAAAGGAAACAGAAAAAGAAAAAGAUACACACUCCGCAGCCGUUGAAACCCUCCUAAGCGUCUCAACGCAUUUCUACACUCUACUCUUCCAAUCCGACGGUGAGAAUACGGCGGUAGCGCCUAGUCCGAAUCCGGACGGCGAGCCGACGCCUGUUGCAUUGCCGGCGAUUAAGAAGAGGAAUUUGAGUCCGAGGGAGGUGCACCGUAUUAUCAAGCAGGGGUAUGAUACGCUUAGUAUUCAGCCGCCGGAAGGGUUGACAACUUGGUCGAAGUGGAGGGAGACGGAAUGGAAGGGCGAGUUGAAGAGGGCGGCUAGGUGUGCCGUUGAUGAUGCGAGGCAGAUUGUUGCUUAG
Penicillium atrosanguineum is the source of this 1962-nucleotide messenger RNA. RefSeq names its product ARMH3 family protein. The record is from RefSeq and is a predicted model, not a curated record. NCBI's taxonomy places the organism in Eukaryota, Fungi, Ascomycota, Eurotiomycetes, Eurotiales, Aspergillaceae. The transcript has 7 exons. Gene Ontology annotation, cellular component: cytosol. Gene Ontology annotation, biological process: regulation of Golgi organization. The coding region runs from base 1 to 1962 and encodes 653 amino acids.